UAACGCGCCGGGCGAGGGGCUGAGCCACGGCGGCCUGCGGCCCAACGGGCAGACGAAGCCGAUGCCGGCACUGAAGCUGGCGCUGGAGUGCAUCGUGCCCUGCAUGAACAAGCACGGCAUCUGCGUGGUGGACGACUUCCUGGGCAAGGAGACCGGCCAGCAGAUAGGCGACGAGGUGCGCGCCCUGCACGACACGGGCAAGUUCACGGACGGGCAGCUGGUCAGCCAGAAGAGCGACUCGUCCAAGGACAUCCGAGGCGAUAAGAUCACCUGGAUCGAGGGCGAGGAGCCUUGCUGUGAAACCAUCGGGCUGCUCAUGAACAACAUGGACGACCUGAUCCGCCACUGUAACGGGAAGCUGGGCAACUACAAAAUCAAUGGCCGGACGAAAGCCAUG
Molecule: messenger RNA, 397 nt
Organism: Rangifer tarandus platyrhynchus (Svalbard reindeer)
Lineage: Eukaryota; Metazoa; Chordata; Mammalia; Artiodactyla; Cervidae
Source: the annotation of a GenBank genome assembly